This is a messenger RNA of Terrapene triunguis (Three-toed box turtle), 1125 nucleotides long. Its product is annotated as relaxin-3 receptor 1-like. The record is from RefSeq and is a predicted model, not a curated record. The coding region runs from base 1 to 1125 and encodes 374 amino acids. NCBI's taxonomy places the organism in Eukaryota, Metazoa, Chordata, Testudines, Emydidae. Gene Ontology annotation, biological process: immune response; G protein-coupled receptor signaling pathway. Gene Ontology annotation, cellular component: membrane. Gene Ontology annotation, molecular function: G protein-coupled receptor activity. The transcript has a single exon.
AUGCCUGAGCACAACUGCUGCAGCAGGGGCGAGAAACUCCCGGCAGGAGGCAGCGGGAAUAUCUCCAAUCACAGCCUGGCGGACCUGGUCUCCUUCCUGCCUUCGGACGGCCCCCAAGCCACCCGGAUCGCUAUCGCGGUUGUCUACUCCGCCGUCUGCACCCUGGGGCUGCUGGGCAACCUGCUGGUGUUCUUCCUCUUGGGCUCCAGGCGCCGCCGGAGGAGGUCCAGCGUGACUUGCUUCGUGCUCAACCUGGCGGUGACCGACUUCCAGUUUGUCCUGACCUUGCCCUUCUGGGCGGUGGACACGGCCCUGGAUUUCAGCUGGCCCUUCGGCAAGGCCAUGUGCAAGCUGAUCUCCUCGGUCUCGGCCCUGAAUAUGUACGCCAGCGUCUUCUUCCUCACCGCCAUGAGCGUGGCCCGCUACUGCUCAGUGGUGUCGUCCCUCAAGGCCGACCAGGGCUCCUCCUCCAGGCGCCUGGCUAAGGUGGCCAGUGCCAUCAUCUGGCUCUUUGCCGCCUUAGCCACCUUGCCACACGCCAUCUUCUCCACCACCCAUAGGGUCUCCGGGGAUGAGCUCUGCCUGGUCAAGUUCCCGGAGCUGGAAAACAUCGACCCCCAGUUCCUGCUGGGCUUGUACCAGACCCAGAAGGUCCUGCUGGGCUUUGUCAUCCCCUUGGCCAUCAUCUCGGCCUGCUACAUCCUCCUCCUCCGGUUCCUGAGCAGGAGGAGGAUGAGCAGCAGCAACCCCAAGACGAGAUCCCGGGUCACCAAGUCGGUCACCAUCGUGGUGCUCUCCUUCUUCAUCUGCUGGCUCCCCAACCAAGCCCUGACGGCCUGGGGCAUCUUCAUCAAAUUCAACCUGGUGCCCUUCACGGAAGCCUUCUACAACACCCAGGCGUACAUCUUCCCCGUCACCGUGUGCCUGGCUCACACCAACAGCUGCCUCAACCCCAUCCUCUACUGCCUGGUGAGAAGGGAGUUCCGAGAGGCGCUGAAGGGACUCUUGCUCAAGGUAACCCCUUCCUUCAGCAAACGUGCCAGCAAAGCCCACCCCAGGCAGGGCUCAGCCCUGCUAGCCCGGCCAGCAGCGAGGGAACUGCCUGAGCCUCUGUGCUGUGGGUGA